Coffea arabica (coffee) is the source of this 986-nucleotide messenger RNA. Its product is annotated as protein P21-like. The record is from RefSeq and is a predicted model, not a curated record. NCBI's taxonomy places the organism in Eukaryota, Viridiplantae, Streptophyta, Magnoliopsida, Gentianales, Rubiaceae.
ACCGUGUACAUCUAUCUCCCUAGUCCUACGCCGACCAGGAAAAGAUUGACUAGUAUUUAAUAUUAGUAAUAGCAAUAAAUCAAGAAAACUGGCUCCAUAGUUGAUUGCUGUGCUGCCAUGAGAUUCCUCAAAUUUCUCCUUACCUCUACGGUUCUAAUAAUCACCCUCCUCUCAACCUCCACUGAGGCGGCCACUUUCGAAAUCCAAAACAAUUGUAACUACACGGUUUGGGCUGCAGCGGUCCCCGGCGGUGGGCAGAGGCUAGAUAAUGGCCAUACAUGGAUCCUCAGCGUGCCAGCCGGAACAGCCGGAAGUCGUAUCUGGGCUAGAACAAAUUGCAGCUUCGAUGGAAGAGGUCGCGGCAGCUGUCAGACCGGUGACUGUGGUGGACUUCUUCAGUGCACUGCCUACGGUGCACCACCAAAUACUCUAGCAGAAUACGCACUGAACCAGUUCAAUAACCUGGACUUCCUCGACAUCUCCCUCACUGAUGGCUUCAAUGUGCCAAUGGAGUUUAGUCGUCCAUCCACUGGAUGCACCGGCGGCAUCAGGUGCGCCGCCGACAUAAAUGGGCAGUGCCCAAGUGUGCUUAAAGCUCCAGGAGGUUGCAACAAUCCAUGCACCGUUUUCAAGACUGAUCAGUACUGUUGCAACUCAGGCGGCAAUUGUGGCCCGACCAACUAUUCCAGAUUUUUUAAGGAAAGGUGCCCAGAUGCAUACAGCUACCCAAAAGAUGACCAGACUAGUACAUUUACCUGCCCGGCAGGCGGCAGCUAUAGGGUAGUCUUCUGCCCUUAGUAGAGCCCAAUUAUUCAUUUAGAGGCACUUCUUGCCUUGUCAAGUUCCAACACACUUCUAUGUAAUCAUAUGUCAACUAAAAAGUAUAGUGUUUGUUAUGAUCCAGAGCGUUUUAGGAGUAGCACAGGCUUCAAUUUUUGUUAAGGAGCAAAUCAUGGUCAUUAAUCAUCUUUUCAUUUUUUUUCUCU